CUCCAUGCUGUGGGGUCCCGUUCCCAGGUGUCGCAGGGGGCCCUUUAGGCCAGGAAUGGAAAUUGGGGUCCUGGGCUGGCGGUGGGGUCUGGGCGUCUUCACUCUCGCACGCUUUGCUUUUCGGCCCCGAAUUUUGGCGGAGCCGGCGGCGGCGCGGACGUGACGUCAUCACUAGGCGCCGCGCGCGCCCUGAGGGAGCCCUGACCUCGGGGCGUGCGGAGCGGCUUGGCGAUGCUGCGGCUAGUCCGGGCCGGGGCGCGGGCCUGGCUUCCGCCCACCCGCUGCCAGCGGCUGAACGUGCUGGCGGAAGAGGCAGCGCAGCCACCGGAGAAGCCGGAGCCGGUGGCGAGCCCGGGUCCCCAGGCACCGGUACUGCGAAAAUGCGAGCUCCCCGUACCCUCACACCGGCGUCCGGUGCAGGCCUGGGUCGAGUCCCUGCGGGGCUUCGAGCAGGAGCGCGUAGGUCUGGCCGAGCUGCACCCCGACGUUUUCUCCACGGCGCCCAGGCUGGAUAUCCUGCACCAGGUCGCCAUGUGGCAGAAGAACUUCAAGAGAAUUAGCUAUGCCAAGACCAAGACUAGAGCUGAGGUGCGGGGUGGUGGCCGGAAGCCCUGGCCACAGAAAGGCAGUGGGCGUGCAAGGCAUGGCAGUAUCCGCUCCCCAAUCUGGCGAGGAGGAGGUGUUGCCCAUGGCCCCCGGGGCCCCACAAGCUACUACUACAUGCUGCCCAUGAAAAUGCGGGUGCAAGGCCUCAAAGUGGCGCUGACCAUCAAGCUGGCUCAGGACAACCUGCACAUCGUGGACUCCCUGGAGAUGCCCACUGCAGACCCUCAAUACCUGACGGAGCUGGCCUGCUACCGCCGCUGGGGGGACUCCGUGCUCCUGGUGGACUUAGUACACGAGGACAUGCCUCAGAACAUUGUGGCAGCCACAACGGGGCUUAAGACCUUCAACCUGAUCCCAGCUGUGGGCUUGAACGUACACAGCAUGCUGAAGCACCAGACGCUGGUCCUGACCCUGCAGACUGUUGCCUUUCUGGAAGAGAAGUUGCUCUGGCAGGACUCACGUUACACGGCCCUCUACCCCUUCCGCCUGCCCUACUCCGACUUCCCCUGAGCCCCGACCCUGCGCCCCAGGGCCCAUCAGCUGCCUUCCUUCCUGCAGCGCUCUCCAUGCCAGGUGCCUGCUCUGAGCCACUCCAAGACCCUGGCCGGUUUGGGGGCCUUGCACCCACCCUGCGAGGGCAGCACUAUCCAGGCUCCGUCGUCCCAGUAGGAAGCUGAGGCCGUGAAGAGCGGCUGGGCGGGCCAGGCAGGCGUCACAGUCAUGGCCAGGAAGGGGCAGCUCGGCAGAGAGCCCAAUCAAGCUCCCGUCCAAUUCUCUCUUUUCUGUUUUAAAGAUAAGCUUUAUUUUUUUAAUUACAGAGGAGAAACAGAACAGCUCAUUGCCAUGUUGUGAAUAAUUCCAUCUGGCAAGUCGGGCUCUUUCCUCGGUGCUGGGCACCGCCAGUCCCUCUCUCCUCAAGGGGCGACCUCAGUGCUGUUUAUAGGAAUGUCUCAGAGUUAGCUUCCCUGGGUGAGCCAGCCUGCAGGGACUCACAGAGGGUUGGAGCACUGCCCUUUCCUGGGGACCUGCUCCUGGCACCUCCUGGCUCUCGGGCACCCAGACCCUGUUAGGAGAGCAUGUGUACUGGAAGCUGGGAGGUUGCCUGGGACAGCUAGUGCCGAGGGGAUGUGGUUGUUCAUAGUGCUGUACACCUGCUUUCCUAACAGGCUCUGGGUCCCAUUUGUUAUGGUCCUUCAGCCCGAUGUGCGGGCUUGAUUCCACUAGAAGGUGCCAUAUGCUUCCAUCACAAUGAUUUCCCCUGAGCGCAGAAUCAGAAUCACUGUGGUCAAUAAAAGAGAGAAUAAAUACAUUUUUUAAAACACCAAA
Eptesicus fuscus (big brown bat) is the source of this 1932-nucleotide messenger RNA. It is a transcript of the gene MRPL4, whose product is annotated as mitochondrial ribosomal protein L4. Bases 232 to 1116 code for a protein of 294 amino acids. Gene Ontology annotation, cellular component: ribosome. The record is from RefSeq and is a predicted model, not a curated record. NCBI's taxonomy places the organism in Eukaryota, Metazoa, Chordata, Mammalia, Chiroptera, Vespertilionidae. Gene Ontology annotation, biological process: translation. Gene Ontology annotation, molecular function: structural constituent of ribosome. The transcript is spliced from 9 exons.